Molecule: messenger RNA, 555 nt
Organism: Diabrotica virgifera virgifera (western corn rootworm)
Lineage: Eukaryota; Metazoa; Arthropoda; Insecta; Coleoptera; Chrysomelidae
Exons: 2
Coding region: 85-477 (130 amino acids)
Source: RefSeq, a predicted model, not a curated record
UACAAACGUAAAUCAACCGUGAAAAUAUAAAGAAAAUACCUAUAAAGGUGUCUAGAUUUUUCCCAUAAUAUUUAAAUUGUAGUUAUGGAGAACAGAGUGGUAUUGGUUUUAAGUAUUAUAGUUUCAUGUUGCUCAAAAGCUUCAUUGGCAAAUCCAGCUUUUAAUUCUCGAGACCCAACUCUGAGACCACCUGGUUCAAAUGAAUAUCCAGAAUUACCUGUGAGACCUCCAAGCCCACUUGUAUACCCUCCUGAGACACCUUUAAAUCAACAGAAUCCUUUUGAUAACUCUCGAGACCCAAAUUUCAGACCACCUGGCGCAGAUGAACCGGAUGUCAAAAUUUCAGAAGUUGAUGAAAUAAUACUACCGGAUGUCCUUCCUUCUCGAUAUGUGAAAGAUUUGAGUCAUCCUGUAAGACUUGUGGGUCCUUUUGAACCAGAUGAGCAGUUUUUGUUUGCGGAGCUUCCUGGACUAUAAAAUGACUAUUAUGAAACAUCUAUAUUUUAACAAUAAUGUAUUUAACAAUAAAAAAUUACUUUAACGAGAACAAAAUAA